Blepharisma stoltei is the source of this 399-nucleotide messenger RNA. NCBI's taxonomy places the organism in Eukaryota, Ciliophora, Heterotrichea, Heterotrichida, Blepharismidae. The record is from the annotation of a GenBank genome assembly.
AUGGUGAAGAUUCUGAUUCUGAUGACGUUAGCAUUCGUUGUUAUCGCUUCAAAACUAAAGGUUUUAGAAGGGGAUGUAGAUGAUUCAAACUGUGGAUGCGGCCUUGAAGAAGCUGAAUGAAACGCUGGACCAAGAGGUGAGCAAGGACCCCAAGGUGACCAAGGAGAAAAAGGGGAAAAAGGUCAACAAGGGGAAAAAGGAGAGCAAGGGCCACAGGGUGAGCAAGGAGAACAAGGAGAUCAAGGGCCAAGAGGAGAGCAAGGCCCUCAAGGAGAUAAAGGAGCACGAGGGGCAAGGGGGCCAGGCUGGAGAUGGGUUACAUAUGUGCCUGUUGGAAAUGAAAUGCCGCCUGAAUGUGAUGAGGGAUGGAAAUAUACUCUCUUGAAAGUAAUGAAAUAG